CGUUUUGAAUACAGACUUGCAAACUCAAUUCCUAGAGCGAGAAACAGUAACGCACGCAUUUACAGAGAAGCGAAAAUCUACAAGCAAUACUUUUGUAUUCUUCUCCUUACAACCUUCUUUUACGAAAUUUCCAACUUCAUAUUCUUUCUUCCUUGGCCCCGAUCUGACCUCCUUCUAUUCAUGACUUGAAGAGAACAAGGAGAUCGAUCGAUUGAUAAUAAUCAUAGCUCAUCCAUGACAACACCAGAUACCAUAAUUGUGGGUUCUCAUGUAUGGAUUGAAGAUCCAGUGCUGGCCUGGAUUGAUGGUCAAGUCAUUCAGAUCAAUGGCCAAGAUGUUCGUGUUAAAACUACGAAGGGGAAAACUGUUGUCACAAAUAUUAACAAGGUAUAUCCAAAGGAUACUGAAGCCCCUCCAGGUGGUGUUGAUGACAUGACAAAACUGUCAUAUUUGCAUGAGCCAGGAGUUCUACAAAACUUGGCUGCCAGAUAUGAAUUGAACGAAAUUUAUACAUAUACAGGCAACAUCUUAAUUGCGAUUAAUCCUUUUCAAAGAUUACCACAUCUUUAUGACACGCAUAUGAUGGGGCAAUACAAAGGAGCAACUUUUGGAGAGCUUAGUCCGCAUGUGUUUGCAGUUGCAGAUGUUGCAUUUAGGGCUAUGAUUAACGAGGGAAAGAGUAAUUCAAUAUUAGUCAGUGGAGAAAGUGGUGCUGGUAAGACAGAGACAACAAAGAUGCUUAUGAGAUAUCUUGCAUACCUGGGUGGCCGAUCCGGUGUUGAAGGACGGACAGUUGAACAACAAGUUCUGGAGUCCAAUCCGGUCCUUGAAGCAUUUGGAAAUGCUAAAACGGUCAGAAACAACAACUCAAGUCGUUUUGGUAAAUUUGUGGAGAUACAGUUUGACAAUGAUAGAAAGAUAUCAGGAGCCGCAGUAAGAACUUACCUGUUGGAGAGGUCACGUGUUUGCCAGAUAUCAGAUCCUGAAAGAAACUAUCAUUGCUUUUAUCUUCUCUGUGCAGCACCACCUGAGGUCAGGGAAAAGUAUAAGUUGGGAAGUCCUCAAUCAUUUCAUUAUCUUAACCAGUCAAAAUGUUACAAACUUGAUGGAGUUGAUGAUACAGAAGAAUAUCUUGCUACCAGAAGGGCCAUGGAUAUAGUUGGUAUUAGCGAAGAGGAACAGGAAGCAAUCUUUAGGGUUGUGGCUGCAAUCCUUCAUUUGGGUAAUGUUGAAUUUGCCAAGGGGAAGGAAAUUGACUCUUCAGUAAUUAAAGAUGAGAAGUCCAAAUUCCAUCUUAGUGUGAUUACCGAAUUGCUAAAAUGUGAUUACAAGCACUUGGAAGAUGCCUUAAUCAAACGUGUCAUGGUAACACCCGAGGAAGUUAUCACAAGAACUCUUGAUCCAGAGGCAGCUCUGGGUAGCAGGGAUGCUUUGGCUAAAACUGUAUAUUCUCGCUUAUUUGAUUGGAUUGUGGAGAAGAUAAACAUUUCCAUUGGGCAAGAUCCAAAUUCAAAAUCAAUAAUUGGAGUGCUUGAUAUUUAUGGAUUUGAGAGCUUCAAAUUGAAUAGCUUUGAGCAAUUCUGUAUCAAUUUCACAAAUGAAAAACUGCAGCAACAUUUCAAUCAGCAUGUGUUCAAGACGGAGCAGGAAGAGUAUACAAAAGAAGAAAUAAACUGGAGCUACAUCGAGUUUGUUGAUAAUCAAGAUGUGCUGGAUCUGAUUGAGAAGAAACCUGGAGGAAUCAUUGCACUCUUGGAUGAGGCAUGUAUGUUUCCCAAGUCGACUCAUGAAACAUUUGCUCAGAAGUUGUACCAGACAUUUCCAAAAAACAAGCGCUUCAGUAAACCCAAGCUAUCGCGGACUAAUUUCACCAUAGUUCAUUAUGCAGGAGAUGUGACCUAUCAAGCUGAUCAAUUUCUAGACAAAAAUAAAGAUUAUGUUGUUGCAGAACAUCAAGAGCUGUUGACGGCUUCAAAGUGCCACUUUGUAUCCUCUCUUUUUCCUCCACUUCCACAAGAUUCGUCAAAGUCAUCCAAGUUUUCUUCAAUUGGAUCACGCUUUAAGCUACAACUUCAGUCUUUGAUGGAGACCUUGAACUCAACAGAACCACAUUAUAUUAGAUGUGUGAAGCCAAACAAUGUCCUUAAGCCUGCUAUCUUUGAGAAUGCCAAUAUAAUCCAACAAUUACGUUGUGGUGGAGUCCUUGAGGCCAUACGAAUCAGCUGUGCUGGAUACCCUACCAGACGAACUUUCUACGAAUUUCUUCUACGAUUUGGUGUUCUUUCUCCAGAUGUCUUGGAUGGGAACUAUGAUGAUAAGGUUGCAUGUCAAAUGAUUCUCAAUAAAGUGGGAUUGAAAGGUUAUCAGAUAGGUAAGACAAAGGUGUUCCUGAGGGCCGGCCAGAUGGCUGAGCUGGAUGCAAGAAGAGCAGAGGUUCUUGGGAAUGCGGCUAAAAAAAUUCAAAGGCAGAUCCGCACGUUUAUUGCUCGCAAGGAGUUCAUCUCGUUACGAGAAGCUGCUAUUCAACUGCAGUCAUGUUGGCGAGGCAUGGCAGCCUGCAAAAUUUAUGAGCAACUGCAGCGAGAAGCAGCAACUUUGAAGAUCCAGAAAUAUUUCAGGCGUUAUAUUGCCAGGAAAUCCUACUCAAGAAAGUUGUCUUCUGCAAUAACUUUGCAAACUGGCUUAAGAGCUAUGUCUGCUCGCAAUGAAUUUAGAUAUAGAAAACAGACAAAAGCUGCCAUUAUUAUCCAGGCUCGUUUUCGAGGCCACAGAGCAUAUUCUUAUUAUAAGAGUCUUCAGAAGGCGGCGCUUGUUUCUCAAUGUGGCUGGAGAUGUAGAGUUGCUCGUAGAGAACUUAGAAUGCUCAAAAUGGCUUCAAGAGAAACAGGUGCCCUCAAAGAGGCAAAGGACAAGUUAGAAAAACGUGUUGAAGAGCUAACAUGGCGCUUACAAUUUGAAAAGCAACUUCGGACUAAUCUGGAUGAAGAAAAAUCACAAGAAAUUGCAAAGUUACAAGAGGCUAUGCAAACAAUGGAGAAAAAAGUAGAAGAGGCAAAUGCCAAAGUUAUUAAAGAACGAGAAGCAGCACGGAAAGCCAUCGAGGAAAUGCCUCCAUUGAUCAAGGAGACCCCUGUCAUAGUUCAAGACACAUCAAAGAUUGAUGCUCUUAUGGAUGAAGUGGAGAGUCUCAAGGCGAUUGUGUUAUCAGAAAGCCAGGCAACCGAAGCAGCUAAGAAGGUUCAGAGUGAUGUCGAGGUCAGAAAUGCGGAACUAGUUAAGAAACUCCAGGAUGCAGAAAGUAAGAUUGAUCAACUCCAAGAAUCUGUACAGAGGCUGGAGGAAAAACUUUCUAAUACAGAGUCGGAGAAUCAAGUACUUCGACAACAAACAUUGACCAUGUCACCAAAUGCGAAGGCUUUAUCUGUUCGCCCCCCUAAGGCAACAAUCCUUCAGAGAACCCCCGAUAAUGGAAAUGUUCUGAAUGGAGAAGCUAAACAUACUCCAGACAUGGCACUUGCUGUUCCGAAACCGAAGGAACCUGAAUCUGAGGAAAAGCCACAAAAAUCUCUCAACGAAAAGCAGCAAGAAAACCAAGAUCUACUGAUCAAGUGUAUUUCAGAAGAUCUCGGAUUCUCUGGGGGGAAACCAGUUGCAGCUUGUGUCAUAUACAAAAGCCUUCUUCACUGGAGAUCAUUUGAGGUUGAAAGAACUAGUGUGUUUGAUCGCAUAAUCCAAACAAUUGCUUCAUCAACAGAGGUCCAAGAUAACAAAGAUAACAAUGAUGUGUUAGCCUAUUGGUUAUCUAAUACAUCCACUUUACUGUUGCUGCUUCAACAUACACUCAAAGCUAGUGGAGCAGCUAAUUUGACCCCUCAGAGGCGAAGAUCAUCUUCUCUUUUCGGAAGAAUGUCCCAAGGCUUGAGAGCAUCUCCCCAGAGUACUGGCCUUCCAUUUCUCAAUGGACGCGUACUUGGCAGUAGAUUAGAUGAGCUGAGGCAAGUUGAGGCAAAGUAUCCAGCUUUGUUGUUUAAACAGCAACUUACUGCCUUCCUUGAGAAGAUAUAUGGAAUGAUAAGAGACAAUCUCAAGAAGGAAAUUUCCCCAUUGCUUGCGUUAUGCAUUCAGGCACCGAGGCUAUCUAGAGCUAGUAUAGUGAAGGGACGGUCCCAAGCUCAUGCUGUUGCACAACAAGCUCUUGUUGCCCAUUGGCAAAGUAUUGUGGGGAGUUUGAAUAAUUACGUGAAGAUAAUGAAAGCAAACUAUGUUCCUCCCUUCUUAGUACGCAAAGUAUUAACUCAGAUAUUUUCCUUUAUCAAUGUUCAGUUAUUUAACAGUUUGCUUCUCCGACGGGAGUGUUGCUCCUUCAGCAAUGGGGAGUAUGUGAAAACAGGUUUAGCAGAGUUAGAGCAAUGGUGUUGUGAGGCAACCGAUGAGUAUGCUGGCUCUGCUUGGGAUGAAUUAAAGCAUAUUCGACAAGCAGUUGGUUUCCUGGUUAUUCAUCAAAAACCUAAGAAGAAAUUGAGUGAAAUAACAAAUGAUCUUUGCCCUAUUCUAAGUAUACCACAACUAUACAGAAUCAGUACAAUGUACUGGGAUGAUAAGUAUGGCACACAUAGCGUCUCUUCAGAUGUUAUUACAAGUAUGAGAGUUAUGAUGACCGAGGAUUCUAACAAUGGGGUGAGCAGCUCAUUUUUGUUAGACGACGACUCAAGCAUUCCAUUCUCAGUUGAUGACAUUUCAAAAUCCAUACAAAAAGUAGAGAUGGUAGACAUUGAACCCCCACCAUUGAUUCGUGAUAAUUCUGGUUUUGCAUUCUUGCAUCAACGUUCUGACGGAUGAAGCGAGUAUAUUAUGGGGUUUCAACACGUCUGUGCAUAUAUGUAGUAGCCAAGCAGAUUUCACUACUCCCCACCUGUAACAUAGUGCCGUUAUUAUUUUAUUGUUUUCUUUUUUGCGCGCUUCAUUUUCCCGGGCAAGCAAUCUCUGUGCGUUCAGGUGCAUUUCUUUCAUCCCUUUGUGGCUUUUCAAGACAAGGGGGUAUAUUAUUGUUUCUUAGCAAACUGUGGAUAUACUGCUACCUUUUUCUUUUUCUUUUUUCCUUUUUAAGUAUUGUGUGACGUGUGAAGGAUCAUGCAUAGAUUUGGUUUGGUUCUGGUAGCUUGUCAUUUCGACAAGAUGAUAUUUUGUUUUGGACCAUGAUUGUUGUGAUUUGAUACAACUUCAGGGUACUUUUUUUUAUCUUGUAAAUGUUAAUUUUAGCAACAGCUUAUUUCAGUUGUACUUUUUUCUGUUUUUGGAAACAUCAAAUGUUGUUGAUAUA
Impatiens glandulifera is the source of this 5320-nucleotide messenger RNA. Its product is annotated as myosin-17-like. The coding region runs from base 235 to 4839 and encodes 1534 amino acids. Gene Ontology annotation, molecular function: ATP binding; actin filament binding; microfilament motor activity. Lineage: Eukaryota; Viridiplantae; Streptophyta; Magnoliopsida; Ericales; Balsaminaceae. Gene Ontology annotation, cellular component: actin cytoskeleton; myosin complex; cytoplasm. The record is from RefSeq and is a predicted model, not a curated record. Gene Ontology annotation, biological process: actin filament organization; vesicle transport along actin filament. The transcript has 39 exons.